ACUUUCUCCGACAUUCAGUAUCUUCAUCCUCUUCGAAAAGAGAAAGUGUUUUUAUUCGUUCCCCUUCCGGCCCUGUUCCCUAAAAAGCAGCAAAGGGAAGAAGUUAAAAAAAGGAAGAAGAGACAUUAUAAGAUAUUUAUUGAAAGAAAUAGAACUUUUUAUUUCUGAAGCACAAUAAGAAAUAAUUUAUGUUGCCAACAAGUAUUAUGAAAUAACUUUUAAGAAUUUUCGAAAUAUUUCCACUGAAUUCUCAACAGGUCGAUGGCCGUAACUGUGACCCAGAGUCAACUGACUCUAACUAGUGGAAGAGAUAGAUUUAGAAACCCACCAUGGUGGAACAGAAGGUCGAGAUUGGAAAGGAUAUUGUGUGGUGUAUCUGGAAUAUGCCUCGUCAUGUGCACAGCCAUGGCUAUAGCGCUAGCCAUCAUAGGAUAUCAUUACCAAACAUUGAAAACAGGUAGCAGUUCGGGCGAGAUUAGUUUACCGGGUAGUGCAGAUAAAUUAGUGUAUUCACUCUACAAUGUGAUCACCCCACCACAUGCUGUUGGCAUUUGCCUCAAACCAGGCUGCGUCAAAGCAGCUGCGACAAUAUUGAAUAAUAUCAAUGAAGAAGUAGAACCUUGCGAGAAUUUCUACGAGUUCGCUUGUGGAGGGUGGCUGCAGAAGCAGCUCAUACCAGAUGACCGAUCGGCAGUAUCCGUCUUCUCACUCCUACAGGAUGAUCUGGAUUUGUUACUCAGAGCAAUGGUAGAAAAUGGAAUUAAGGACACCGAUGCUCAGUUCGUUAGAAACCUUAAAAGCAUGUACGAUUCCUGCAUGAAUACAACCGAAAUUGAAAUGCUCGGCAACGAACCCCUGGAUAAAAUCGUGAAACAAGUGGGUGGCUGGCCAGCCGUCGAAGGCGACAAAUGGGAUGCCAACAAAUUCGACUGGAUGGAAAUCCUGUUUAAUCUGAGGAAAGUUGGCUUUGGUCACAACAUCCUCUUCUCUCUGUCCAUUGGUCCCGAUAUAAGGAACAACACAAGGCAUAUCAUAGAUCUCGAUCAAGCAGGCCUAGGCAUGCCGGAUCGCAACUACCUGUUGAAAGGAAUGGAGGAUCCCCUUGUUGCAGCCUACUAUCAGCUAAUGGUUGACAGUGCUGUACUUCUUGGUGCCAAUAAGACGAGAGCAACAGAGGAAAUGAAAGCUGCUUUGAACUUCGAGAUGGCUAUAGCUAAUUUUUCUGUUCCGAGAGAAGAAAGACGUAAUAUCAGUCGUCUUUAUAAUAAAAUGACUGUGAAUGACCUGUACACACUGGCGCCUGGGAUCAACUGGGAAAAAUAUUUUAACAAGAUUCUUAUGGAUAAAAUUCCACGAACCGAAGAAGUCAUUGUCAUCGUACCAGAUUAUGUACAGAGUAUGGAAAAGCUUUUGCAGUCAACAGAUAAAAGAGUCAUAGCGAAUUAUCUGAUGUGGCGUGUCGUCGGACAAGCUUUUCCUACUCUGCACAGAGCAUGGGGUGAGAUAUCUCAGCAUUACAGCAGUAUUUUAACUGGAAAAGUCCGCCAAGAAGCCAGAUGGGAGCACUGCUUGGCGACACUCUCCGGAAGUCUUAGCACCGCUCUGGCCUCCCUCUACGUGAAGAACCACUUCAAAGAUGGCAGUAAAGACUUGGCCCUGGAAAUGGUCAAUUACAUCCACAGAGAAUUUUUGAAUGUCUUGCAUGAGGUUGACUGGAUGGACAGCAGAACUAAGGCAAGAGCUAAGGAAAAGGCUGAAAACAUGGCAACAUAUAUUGGUUAUCCAAAUGAACUAUUAGAAGAGUGGAAAGUAGCUGAAAUUUAUGAUGGUCUUCACUUGAAUUCAACCAGCUAUUUUGAAAACGUACGAAUUUUAAGAAAAUGGGCUACUGACUACGUACUCUCCAAACUCAGAAAACCAAACGUCAAGGGAGACUGGAAGAAACGAUCAGCUGCAGCUGUUGUGAACGCGUUCUAUAACUCGAUCGAAAAUAGUAUUGAAUUUCCUGCUGGGAUAUUGCAAGGAAUAUUUUUUGACAAAGACAGGCCAAAUUACUUGAAUUUUGGAGCUAUUGGAUUUGUUAUCGGACAUGAAAUCACUCAUGGUUUUGACGAUAGAGGUCGGCAGUUUGAUAAAGAUGGUAACAACAUCAACUGGUGGGAACCGGAAACCGAUUUAACCUUCCGAGACCGAGCCCAGUGCAUAGUGGAUCAGUACGGAAACUAUUCGGUUGGAGAAGUUGGAUUGCAAGUGAAUGGCAUCAACACGCAAGGCGAAAACAUAGCAGACAACGGUGGCAUCAAAGAGGCAUUUAGGGCCUACCUGCAGUGGGUGCAGGACCAUGGAGCCGAAGACUUCUUACCUGGUAUCAAAUAUACACCGACGCAGCUCUUCUGGAUUAGUGCCGCCAAUGUAUGGUGCGGCAAAUAUCGUCCCGAAGUUUUGAAGUUGCGGAUUAUGACCGGAUCUCACAGUCCAGCUCCGUACAGGGUGAUUGGUCCACUGGCGAAUACUCCAGAAUUUGCAAGAGAGUUUGGAUGCCCUCUUGGAUCACCAAUGAAUCCUGUGAAGAAAUGCACUGUGUGGUAGAUAAAUAAAUAUGUUGUGCCGUCCAGUUCACCCAUCGCUGUGAAUAAUGCAUAUAUAUAUUCACCGUUUCUGUCAUACCGAUUUUAAAUGAUCCUGUGAUCGCCGCCAUCUUGAAAUGCUUGUGAUGUUUUUCGUAUCGUCUGUAUUUAACAUAAAUAACUGCUGCCCUCUAUUGGCAGAAAGGAGACAUAUCUCCUCUGAUCUUUGAUGUGUGGUUUGCACUUGAAGAAACUUAAAAUGAACUUCCACUCGAAACCUGUGUCAAAGAAUAUUAUCUACUUAAUUGAUAUCUAUAUAUAUAUAUAUAUAUUGCUGUUUGUUGUUUUGUAAAUCAAUAUCUCUAUGAAGUACUUAAUGUCAUGCGUAUUUGUUGAGAAUAUAUACCUCUUUUUUUCCCCAUUAUUUUGUGAUGAAAUCAUUUGUUUAUAUUUAAAAAUUUAUUUAAAUUAUUUUUACUGUAUUACGUGUGAAAAUAAUUAGAAAAUUCUCCUUUCUUUUUCUCGUGAAUGAUUUAAUUUACAGUUCAAGGUUUUCAUUUUCUCGUUCCUUAACAAUAGCGUUUGUAGCGCCAACUUUUGUGUAGAAAGGAAAGUAUAAUUGAGAAUUAAUUACUAUUUGUAACAUUCCAUGUUACGAAAUAUAUGUUAUAGAUAAAUAAUUUUUUUACGUAUCAUACUUAAAAAUAUCAGUGUAUUAAUUCGUGUAUUAUAGAAGGAUUUACGUUAUUUUCACAUUUGAGAUUUGGAUCUUCCUGUCUUUGUUGUUAGUUGCUUCUAAUAUGUAAAAGUAUGCUGAUAUCUGUAAAUGUUUGAAAUGUGAAUAAACUUUUUAUUUUGUUUUUC
Messenger RNA from Argiope bruennichi, 3431 nucleotides. RefSeq names its product neprilysin-2-like. Bases 262 to 2589 code for a protein of 775 amino acids. Gene Ontology annotation, biological process: protein processing. The record is from RefSeq and is a predicted model, not a curated record. Gene Ontology annotation, molecular function: metalloendopeptidase activity. Gene Ontology annotation, cellular component: plasma membrane. NCBI's taxonomy places the organism in Eukaryota, Metazoa, Arthropoda, Arachnida, Araneae, Araneidae. The transcript has 21 exons.